AUGUUCAUGGUUCAAGGUCGUACGCUUCUGGCCCUUCAGGCUGCACUGGUCCUGCUUGUUUCGCCCUGCUUUUGCUUCGCUCCGUCUUGUUUGAAGCUUCGUUCACACGGAACGAUGAGCCCCUUGAGGUCAGCAAGACCAUCGAUCUUGAUGUCUGCCAAGCCUCAGGACACCUUGGAAGCUAAACUUUCGAGCAUCUCCAACAUGAUCUUCUCUGGCAUUCUUGGAGCCUCGUUGAUUCUUUCCCCGGGCAUGGUUACGCCAGAUUCCCCUGUGUCCUAUGGAGGCACAGCUUAUGCGCAAGGAGCCACGUCGUCCAAGGUCACUCGUGGAGCCCCUUCAGUUGAUGCCAACAAGGACCCGGAGUCUAUCCUCCGACUUUCACUUCCUAUCAAUCCAAAGAAUCCCAUCCGAGAAGCGCAGGCUGAACUCGAGAUGAAGAUGGACAAAGCUUUCCGAGAGAUCAGGGGCGAGAGGUGGAGCAAGAUUCUUGGAUACUCUAGGAAGGCCCUGAAUGUCGUCACGACCAAAUCUGAUGCCAUUCUGAAGGACGUUUCUUCUGAUCGUCAAGCUGAGGGCAAGGCGUUGCUUGAUGAAGUAAAGAGCAGCUUGGAAAAUGUCGUCAAAAGCGUGGAAACACAAGAUGUUGCAGUUGUUGAGAAAGCAAAACGAGCGGCCCUUGACAAGAUUGGAUUGCUGGAGCAGCUUAUGAUCAAGGACUUUCCUUAUCAGUGA
This is a messenger RNA of Guillardia theta CCMP2712, 735 nucleotides long. RefSeq lists its product as hypothetical. The record is from RefSeq and is a predicted model, not a curated record. Lineage: Eukaryota; Cryptophyceae; Pyrenomonadales; Geminigeraceae. Gene Ontology annotation, molecular function: peptidyl-prolyl cis-trans isomerase activity. The transcript is spliced from 3 exons. Bases 1 to 735 code for a protein of 244 amino acids.